CAGAAUCUUUCAGAAUCAGGUGUGCCGUGAAUGUGAUGGGUAUGAUGCGGUUGACACGUAAAUAAUUUGUUUCUCAAUGCUUUGAAUGAAAUUUUGUGUAAUUUAUUUGUGUUUUGUAAAUAAAAUCAUAUGCAAAAUCACCUCCAAAUUUAAUGUCCCACGGAAGGCUGUGAUGGUGCCAAGACUACCCCGACAUAUCCUCAGGUUGUGAUGUAGUGUAGUGACCAUGUUCCGGACCAAAGUGCGUAUCCAUACAUGUAAGGUGAUCUUGGUGACAUCACUGGUGUGGUUUCUCGUGGACGUGGUGGUGCUGACGUUCUACUCGGAUUGUGUGGGGGCGUGGUGGGUGGGGGCGGGGGGGUGUGUGGUGUGCCCGAGCCUCCUACCCCACAGGCUCUAGUGGCCACCAGUAGCGGGGAGACGGCCACCAGCAGUAAAGGGCGGGGCAAUCUCCAUGAGCUCAUGCGAGACCGUGGCAAGAAGACCUACUCCCCGUGGGAGCUGAUGAAGUGGAAACCUGCCCCCUCUGUCAAAGAACAGGUUGGCAAACCUGGAGAGCUGGGCAAGGCAGUCAACAUCCCAGCUGACCAGGAGAGCAUCAUGAAGGAGAAGUUCAAGUUGAACCAGUUCAAUAUCCUAGCAAGUGACAUGAUCUCACUCAACCGUUCUCUGCAGGAUGUCCGGCAAGAAGG
Molecule: messenger RNA, 692 nt
Organism: Homalodisca vitripennis (glassy-winged sharpshooter)
Lineage: Eukaryota; Metazoa; Arthropoda; Insecta; Hemiptera; Cicadellidae
Product: polypeptide N-acetylgalactosaminyltransferase 5-like
Exons: 3
Source: RefSeq, a predicted model, not a curated record